Molecule: messenger RNA, 3174 nt
Organism: Coniosporium apollinis CBS 100218
Lineage: Eukaryota; Fungi; Ascomycota; Dothideomycetes
Product: oxoglutarate dehydrogenase (succinyl-transferring), E1 component
Exons: 4
Coding region: 1-3174 (1057 amino acids)
Biological process (GO): tricarboxylic acid cycle
Cellular component (GO): oxoglutarate dehydrogenase complex; mitochondrion
Molecular function (GO): oxoglutarate dehydrogenase (succinyl-transferring) activity; thiamine pyrophosphate binding
Source: RefSeq, a predicted model, not a curated record
AUGCUUCGCACCGCUCUGAGGCAAUGCGGCAGCAAGCUCGUUGGAGGUAGCUAUUGCCCGCGGGCAAGCUUCUCCACCCUCCCACGAACGUCAUCUACAACCUCUUUAGCCGCAAGGCGCCGGCCUCUUGCGCUGGCGACGCGGCUGUCGCAACAGAGGAGCUAUGCUAUUGCCGCCGAGGACACCGACAAGGGCGUGGAUCCGAACGACUCAUGGCUCCAGGGCAACACUGCCAACUAUGUCGACGAGAUGUACCUGUCCUGGAAGCGCGACCCGUCAAGCGUACACGUCUCGUGGCAGGUCUACUUCAAGAACAUGGAAUCCGGCGACAUGCCAGUAUCGCAGGCCUUCCAGCCGCCUCCCAGCCUCGUUCCCGCACCCGAAGGCGGUCCUGUCUUUGCUGGCUCCAUCGACGCGAGCAUCGCUCCGUCUCAAGCUCAAGGAACCGACGUCACCAACCACUUGAAAGUUCAGCUGCUGGUGCGAGCAUACCAGGCGCGAGGACAUCACAAAGCUAAGAUCGACCCGCUUGGCAUCCGCCUUGAGGCUGAACAGUUAGGAUACAGCAGGCCCAAGGAGCUGGAGCUCUCGUUCUACGAGUUCACGGAGAAGGACAUGAAUCAGGAGUUUGAGCUUGGUCCCGGUAUCUUACCCCGCUUCAAGACAGAGACUCGUCAAAAGAUGACUCUGCGAGAGAUUGUCGAUGCUUGUGAGAGGCUGUACUGCGGUUCGUAUGGUACUGAAUUUAUUCACAUCCCGGACCGACAGCAGUGCGACUGGCUCCGUCAGCGUAUCGAGGUUCCUACACCGUACAAGUACUCCGUAGAUGAAAAGCGGCGGAUUCUGGACCGCCUAAUCUGGGGCACAAGUUUUGAAGCUUUCCUGGCCACAAAGUACCCCAACGACAAGCGUUUCGGCCUCGAAGGCGGUGAGAGUCUGAUCCCCGGUAUGAAAGCUCUCAUCGACCGGAGCGUUGACUACGGCGUCAAAGACAUUGUCAUUGGGAUGCCUCAUCGUGGCCGUCUCAACGUCCUGAGUAACGUCGUCAGGAAGCCGAACGAGUCCAUCUUUAGCGAGUUCGCCGGAUCUGCUGAUGGUGCAGAUGAGGGCUCGGGAGACGUCAAGUACCAUCUGGGCAUGAACUUCGAGCGGCCAACACCAUCUGGCAAACGUGUCCAGCUUUCCUUGGUGGCCAACCCUUCCCAUCUUGAGGCAGAGGAUCCGGUCGUGCUGGGCAAGACGCGGGCUAUUCUUCACUACAACAACGAUGAGCAGGAAGCAAGGACUGCCAUGGGCAUUCUGCUUCACGGUGACGCUGCGUUUGCGGGACAGGGUAUUGUCUACGAGACCAUGGGUUUCUAUGCACUACCCAAGUACCAUACCGGUGGCACAAUCCACCUCAUUGUUAACAACCAGAUUGGCUUCACCACGGAUCCCCGCUUCUCUCGCUCAACCCCCUACUGCUCCGACAUUGCCAAGGCCAUCGACGCACCCGUCUUUCACGUGAAUGGGGACGAUGUCGAGGCCUUCAAUUUCGUCUGCCAGCUGGCGGCGGAUUACCGGGCGGAGUUCAAGAAGGAUGUUGUUAUUGAUAUGGUCUGCUACCGCAAGCAGGGUCACAACGAGACCGAUCAGCCCUUCUUCACGCAGCCUCUCAUGUACAAGCGCAUCGCCAAGCAAAGACCUGCUCUUGACACAUACAUUGACAAGCUUUUGGAAGAGCAUACCUUCACCAAGGAGGAUAUCGAAGAGCACAAGCAGUGGGUGUGGGGUAUGCUCGAGGAGAGUUUUGCCCGCAGCAAGGACUAUCAGCCGACUGCGAAGGAAUGGCUAACGUCCGCCUGGAAUGGAUUCAAGUCGCCUAAGGAAUUGGCCACCGAGGUCCUGCCCCACCUGCCAACCGCUGUCGAACGUGACCAACUGGAAUUCAUCGCGCACAAGACUGCCAACGCACCGGAAGGUUUCCAUGUCCACCGCAACCUCAAGCGUAUCCUGGCCGGGCGUGAAAAGACGGUGACGGACGGCAAGGGCAUUGACAUGGCCACUGCUGAGGCACUUGGGUUCGGUACCCUCUGUAUGGAGGGCCAUCACGUCCGAGUAUCUGGCCAGGACGUUGAGCGUGGCACGUUCUCGCAGCGCCACGCCGUGCUUCACGACCAGGAGAACGAGGAAACCUUCACGCCGCUCAACAACCUGAGCAAGGACCAGGCGUCUUUCGUCAUCUCCAACUCUUCUCUGAGUGAAUACGGAGUUCUCGGCUUCGAGUACGGCUACUCUCUGUCCUCGCCCAACGCGCUGGUCAUCUGGGAAGCGCAGUUCGGCGACUUCGCAAACACGGCGCAGGUCAUCAUUGACCAGUUCAUCGCGUCCGGCGAAGUCAAGUGGCUGCAGCGCUCCGGGCUCGUGAUGAGCCUGCCGCAUGGCUACGACGGCCAAGGUCCCGAGCACUCCUCCGGCAGGAUGGAACGGUACCUGCAGCUCUGCAACGAGGACCCGCGCAUCUUCCCGUCGCCGGACAAGCUCGAGCGCCAGCACCAGGACUGCAACAUGCAGGUCGCGUACCUGACCAAGCCGUCCAACAUGUUCCACAUCCUGCGCCGGCAGAUGAACCGCCAGUUCCGCAAGCCUCUCAUCCUCUUCUUCAGCAAGAACCUCCUCCGCCACCCGCUCGCGCGCUCCAACAUCGAAGAGUUCACCGGCGACUCGCACUUCCAGUGGCUGAUCCGGGAUCCCGCGCACGAGUCCGGCGCCAUCGCGCCCCCGGAAGAAAUCGACCGCGUGAUCCUCUGCACAGGCCAAGUCUACACGGCGCUGCACUCGCACCGCGAGUCCAAAGGCGAGGAGGGCAAGAAGAUCGCCAUCACGCGCAUCGAGCAGCUGCACCCGUUCCCGUGGCAGCAGCUGCAGGACAACCUGGACAGCUACCCGAACGCCAAGACCAUCGUCUGGUGCCAGGAGGAGCCGCUGAACGCGGGCGCCUGGAGCUUCACCCAGCCGAGGAUCGAGACGCUGCUGAACCACACGAAGCAUCACAACCGCAGACACGUCAUGUAUGCGGGGCGCAAUCCGAGCGCUAGCGUCGCGACGGGGCUGAAGGCCGUGCAUAAGAGGGAGGAGAAGGAGUUGUUGGAUAUCGCGUUCUCGGUCAAGCAGGAUAAGCUGAAGGGGGAGUAG